Trichomycterus rosablanca is the source of this 636-nucleotide messenger RNA. It is a transcript of the gene cldng, whose product is annotated as claudin g. Gene Ontology annotation, cellular component: plasma membrane; bicellular tight junction. The coding region runs from base 7 to 636 and encodes 209 amino acids. Gene Ontology annotation, biological process: cell adhesion; bicellular tight junction assembly. NCBI's taxonomy places the organism in Eukaryota, Metazoa, Chordata, Actinopteri, Siluriformes, Trichomycteridae. Gene Ontology annotation, molecular function: structural molecule activity. The record is from RefSeq and is a predicted model, not a curated record. The transcript has a single exon.
GCUGCUAUGUCUGCAGGGCUACAGAUUCUCGGUACAGCACUGGGAGUGCUCGGGUGGCUGGGCACUAUCGUCGCCUGUGCGCUCCCAGUAUGGCGCGUGACCGCUUUUGUUGGCAGCAACAUUGUGACUGCGCAGGUAGUCUGGGAGGGCCUGUGGAUGAGCUGUGUGGUUCAGAGCACUGGCCAAAUGCAGUGCAAGGUUUUCGACUCCAUGUUGGCCCUACCUUCAGACCUACAGGCAUCUCGGGCUAUCCUCGUCAUCGCCCUGCUGGUCGCGUUGAUUGCCAUAUUUGCUAGCAGCGCGGGGGGCGAGUGCACAAAUUGCCUGGACUCGGGCUCUGCCAAAUCCAGAGUGGCUACAGCAGCUGGGGUCUUCUUCGUCGUCGCAGGGGUUCUGAGUCUUGUGCCACCCAGCUGGACGGCCAACGUGGUGAUCGGGGACUUCUACAACCCAUUGGUGGCCCAGGGGCAGAAGAGGGAGCUGGGUGCGUCUAUUUUUAUCUGCUGGGGUUCAGCCGUCCUCAUGCUGAUCGGCGGAGGGCUGCUGUGUACCUCUUGGCACAGAGGUGGGGAAAAACGAGCAGGCCAUUAUAAACCAGCAUCUCAAACCAGUAGAGAGCGCUCUGCUUAUGUCUAA